UUUACCCGAUUUUUAACAGAUUAUACUAUUCCAGAACCCUUAGUCGAGCCAUGUUACGUCGGAGACCUUGAAUGCCUGAAAAGAUCCACGGAGUUGUUUUUAAGGCAAACCUAUAACGGAAUACCCGCCUUAAACAUAUUGCCUAUUGACCCUAUAUACAUACCUGCACUGGACGUUCCAUUCCAGGGUGAUAAUUUGGUGUACUUCAAUAAAAAUAUUAUUGUGACGGGGUUGAGACAUCAAACGUUGGAGAGGCUUAAAAUGGAUCUCAGUACUGGUUCGGUAGUGCUCACGACAUCUGCCGAUGUGAACGUAGAAGGCGAUAUCAAUCAGGUGUCCCGCAAUCUGGGAAGGAGCGCGGCGGGACAUUUCUGGACACAUGGACGUGUGUUGGCUACAUCAUCAUACAGUUACACUCUUCAAAGGGAUGCCAUGGGAGUAGAACAUUACGUAGUCGGCCCCGAAACGAACUCCUGCCAACUUAUCGGCACUCCGACAGUUUCGUUCAGUUGCAAUGAUGCAUCUUGCCCAGAGGAGGUAAAACAGCUGUGGAAAACGAAUUUCUGCAAAAUAGUAGAGAAAGCGUACGCCACUGUCGUUCACAACAUCAGGGCGGCUGCUGAAGUCCUGCCUGCGACAGCUUUCUUUAAAAACCCUCAUGGAAAAUGA
Cydia amplana is the source of this 669-nucleotide messenger RNA. RefSeq names its product juvenile hormone-binding protein-like. The transcript has 4 exons. The annotation marks the transcript as partial. The record is from RefSeq and is a predicted model, not a curated record. NCBI's taxonomy places the organism in Eukaryota, Metazoa, Arthropoda, Insecta, Lepidoptera, Tortricidae.